Conger conger (European conger) is the source of this 2231-nucleotide messenger RNA. It is a transcript of the gene qpct, whose product is annotated as glutaminyl-peptide cyclotransferase. Gene Ontology annotation, molecular function: glutaminyl-peptide cyclotransferase activity; zinc ion binding. Bases 37 to 1131 code for a protein of 364 amino acids. The transcript has 7 exons. The record is from RefSeq and is a predicted model, not a curated record. NCBI's taxonomy places the organism in Eukaryota, Metazoa, Chordata, Actinopteri, Anguilliformes, Congridae.
AAGCUGGGACCGGAGGAGAGGCGCCGUUAUGUGCUGAUGGAGCAUUGCAUCGAGAUGGUUGGAAGGCGCAGAAGCUCGAGCCUGUUCUUCGUCUAUGUCGUGGGCAUUUCGGUAACACUCUUCGGCCGGAUCAAUGGACAAACAGACAAGGUGCCUUGGACGCAAGAGAAGUUACACCACAAGCCCAGCACCCUGACUGCCGAUGACAUCACCCGCGUGCUGUCCCAAACGGACCUGGAGCGCAUGUGGCAGACAGACCUGCGGCCCAUGCUGGUGACCCGCUACCCGAGCUCCGCAGGGAGUCUCUCCGUGCAGCAGCAAAUCCGGACUAUGCUGGGAGCCCUGAAGGCCGGCUGGACGAUAGAGGAGGACCGCUUCCCAGCCCACACCCCCUACGGCCCUUUGACCUUCACCAACAUCAUCGCCACCCUCAACCCAUCCGCCAAGCGCCGCCUGGUGCUGGCCUGCCACUACGACUCCAAGUACUACCCCCCACAGUGGCACGGGCGGGAGUUUGUAGCCGCCACGGACUCAGCCGUGCCCUGUGCCAUGAUGCUGGAGCUGGCACGCACCCUGGAUCAGGAGCUCAAGACCCUCAAGGGCUCGGAGCCAGACCUGACUCUGCAGCUGCUGUUUUUCGACGGGGAAGAGGCACUGUUCCAGUGGAGCUCCACUGACUCUCUGUAUGGCUCCCGCCACCUGGCGCAGAAAAUGGAGAACACCCCACACCCGCCCGAUGCCACCGACACCAACCAGCUGCACGGCAUUGAUCUGUUUGUACUGCUGGAUCUAAUUGGUGCCCCUACGCCUCGAUUCGGUAACCACUUCUCCAACACAGUCAGUUGGCUGAGGAGGCUGCAGAACAUUGAGCGCCGCUUGCACACCGCGGGCCAGCUGGUGGAGCACCCAGACGAGGUGCAGUACUUCUGGCCUGACGUGCCUGUUAAUCCAGUGGUGGACGACCACAGGCCUUUCCUGAGCAGGGGAGUUCGAGUUCUCCACAUUAUCCCCACGCCUUUCCCCUCAGUCUGGCACACCUUUGAUGACAAUGAGCAGAACCUGGACCGGCCCACCAUCCAGAACCUCAACAAGAUCAUGCAGGUCUUUGUGCUGGAGUACUUAGGAAAGUGAAUCCACCGUGGAAACAGGGUCAGAGUCCUCAGAGUACUGCCAAGGACCUUGUCGGCCAUUUCCACCAUCAACUGUACUUAUUUAUGACAUGUUGAAUUUUCCUUCUUUAAUACCUCUGUAGAGAGUCAGUAUGGCCACCAUUUUGUUGUGGAAGUCAGGGAGAUCAGUAAUCCAUUUGGGAUGUAGUCCAUGAGGUCUGUGUCUAAGGUUUCCACACUUUUUCUACCCAGGUCCCCAUAAAAUGAUCACCAGUGGCUGAGGACCCCCCUCUAAAAUAUCAUUGUUAUGGUUUAACACAUUUGCUCAAUGCCCACCAUAAGCUGCAGUGCAGUGGCUCUUUAACACACUAACAUUUCAAAUCAUUUCAAAAUUGUGAUCUCACAGAUGUCAUAGUCUUGAGUAUGAAUUCACAUCUACCAUGUCGAACCGUGGUGUUACCGUCGUUUGCAUUCACACACUGAAGUGAAAUCUGCGUAAAUGUUGAGUAAACACAGAACCCAAAUGGUAUGCCCAACUGCGAAGAAGGGUCUGAUUCUGUAGUUCUCAAAGGGAAUGUUUUGUAAAAGCAUUGCACUGAUGCUCAUUGUACUGAUGCAUUGUACACAAUGUCAGACAGUAAAGACAUUUUUUUGUGAAAACAGCAAUAAAAUAGGAAUUUAGCAAAGCCUGAACAAUCCCUUUUUGAACUGUGCCCCCUGUUUUCUGUCCUAGAGUCUUCACCAAAUGCAAAUCAACAUUGUGCUUAUGUAGAAUGUGCUGUUUCAAAACAGCAAAUAAACUGGUGAGUAAAGGUAAUUCUGCAUUCAAAUUAACAGUGCUAGUGGUGGAGUAUUAGAAUAUUGAUAAACUCUGUAUUGAUGUGAUGAGAACUGUAUUAAAUGUGAUUCUUCCUGUCAUCUUUCAAUUCUUGCCUCUGUCCUGUCUGUGGAAAGGCUGUUCUGCAGCUGUAGCCUUAAUCAUAAUGUAGCCCUUUUUGAAAUAGGGCCUUUUACUCUAUGGGUGUACUCAUAUGCCAAUGUCUUUUGUGUGCCAAAAGCUUGGAGGAAAUGAAAAAAGAGAGAUUAAAAUGAAAAUAAUUAAAGGUGGUUAGCUUUCUUGUC